UGCACGACCUGGCUUACAAGAAGGCGCCGGAUAUUGCUAAAGAGCUUGGCGAGAACAUUCGCAAGCUAACCAUCAUAGUGGGCGAGCUGGCUACGUCACUGGAGAAGGUGUCAGAUGUGCCGCCCACCGACUGGAUGGCUGUCGGCGACACCAUUGCGUCUAAAACAGAAAAGCUGAACAUGGCCGAGAUCGCACCCUUCUGGACAUACAUCCCCAAAAUGAAGGACUUCCUCUCCAUUAAGCUGCUCGGUGCCGGAGGCUUCGGUGCUGUCUACAAAGCGGCUUACAGGCCGACGAACCUCAUCUGCACGGUGAAACUGGUGGCGUGCGACCGCUUUCAGAGGCACAAGCAGGCCUGCAUCGACAAGGUGGUCGCCUCGGUCAUCAGGAGCCCCUUCCUGGUCAAGUAUUACGCGUGCUGCUCCACACGCGAAGCCUACAUCACCGUAAUGGAAUACAUAUGCGGGGCAGAUCUAAUGCGAGUAGUGGACAAAGCGGUGUACCUGCCUACCGAGGAGUGCCGUAUCGUCAUGGCGCAGCUGGUCCUCGCGCUGGAGCACAUGCAUCUCAGGGGCCUGCUUCACAGAGACAUCAAGGUCUCCAACAUGCUGAUUAUUCCUGGUGGUAGAGUGAAAGUCAUUGACUUCGACACCAACAAGGUUUGCAUCGGCCACUUCUCCAAGCGCGUCUGCAAGGGCUACUUCUCGAAGACGGCAUUCGAGUUUCAUGACGGGGAAUCGGCGGGCACUGUGCCCUACAUGGCGCCCGAGAUCCUCCGGCGGCGGCCUUAUGGGCGUGCCUGCGACUGGUGGUCGGCCGGGGCCACCAUGUACAAGAUGAUGACUGGACGUGUUCCCUUUCGUGGCGAAAGCAGGGAAGAGCUGACCGACAAGAUCAUCAACCAGCCACUCAAGUGGCCCAAGGCCGAGGAACACCCUCACUCGGCCACGCCCGAGGCCAAGGACAUGGUCUUCAGGCUGCUCAAGAAGAAUCCUGCUGAGCGUCUGGGCUCCAACACUUACACCGAGAUCAGGGGGCACAACUUCUUCAGAAAUUUUAACUGGAAGCGCCUGUCCAGCACCACGGAACUCUGCAACAUUCCCGCCAUCGGCGAAUGCAUGAGCCGCAAGAAGGACCCUGCGGGCAAGGUGGACCGACUGACCGUGAGCGCUACGAGUAACACCCGGAAGCGGAAGCUGCUUAAGGUGGAGGACAUGGUGGACGUGGAUCCGCAGACGCAGAAACCUCUGUACACCUAUUCGUCACCAAGCUUCAAGAAUAUGAUCAACUUUGCCAAAAAACAGAGCGGCCCCGUGGAGCUCAGGGAGUCCUUCUUUGAGACAAGUUGUGGCGAGUCUGAGGAACUGGACUACGGGAGAGCGUCAGAUAUGGAUGUCAACGUGGGAAUAAGUGCGUUUGGUGCAGCGUCAGCGGACAAGUCAAUAAUGGCGAAGGAGCGCAUGGACGUCAUUCUAUUUCGAACGAAAAGCCUGGGCAAAUACUGGAGCUUUGGCAUCGACAUAGUGGAGGUCAACGGAGAGAACAGGAGGUUCAUCAUGGUGGAGAGAGUGAAGAGUGGCAGCCCCGCCGAGGCUUCUCACGUGCUCGAGGGUGACGUCAUCGUGGCGGUGAAUGGGCAUGAUAUCGGCCAAAUUCCCAUCACCGAGGUGCGGCGGCGUAUGCGGGAAUGCGGCGACCAGCUUGUGGUGACUGUGCUGUCGUCUAGUGCGUUCCGGCUGCUCGAGUCGCGGCGCGACUGGGACCAGAUUCUUCGUGCUGCCGGCCAGGACACGCUGCAGCUGCGGCCCAUCAAAACCACCUGUGGGGGAAGCGGCAAUUUCGGCUUCACGGUAUUCGAGGCCAAGGCGUGGAAUGAGCAGAGAAAGGCGUUCGUCCACUGCCACGUCAUCCAGAAGGCCAUGGACGUGCGAGUGGUGACGGCUAAUAAGCGCCUGUACCCGGGUGACGUGCUGCUCAUGCUGAAUGGCGUGCCCGUGGACACCAUGGACCAGAAUGGCUUGAGAGCUGCUUUGGCAAAGGCCGUCAGUGAGCUGAAUGUCACCAUCGCGCCCAUGUCACCGCUGCGCCUCCGAAGGCCCUCGUAUACGCGUCUACACGAGACUGUCGUGACGGAUGCGCGAGAGCCAUCGACCAAAGCCAACAUCCAAGCUGCGCCGCCACUUAACCGUUGAUGGUAGUCGCCGCUGAAAAUAGUGCAACAACGUAGUUAUUGCAAACCCAAUAAACCAAUCGAUCAUUUUCUCUUCA
Rhipicephalus microplus (southern cattle tick) is the source of this 2268-nucleotide messenger RNA. RefSeq lists its product as uncharacterized. Lineage: Eukaryota; Metazoa; Arthropoda; Arachnida; Ixodida; Ixodidae. Gene Ontology annotation, cellular component: nucleus. The record is from RefSeq and is a predicted model, not a curated record. Gene Ontology annotation, biological process: peptidyl-serine phosphorylation; intracellular signal transduction. Gene Ontology annotation, molecular function: protein binding; protein serine/threonine kinase activity; ATP binding.